AUGGGGGUGCUGAAAGAGGCCAUCCAGGCUGCAGACCACCUGCGUGCCAUUGCAAGCCAACCUGCAUCCAAUUGUGCAUCGCUUGGGGAUGAGGCAGAAUCGCUGAAGGCUGUACUCAGCAUCAUAUCCACGAUGCACAGGACCAUUGAUUCUGAUCAGGGAGACAAGAUACAGGAGCUGCGGCAAGUAGUCAUUGUUGCCAGAGACCAGCUGCUUGAAGCUGUGAAGCUUGCAGAACAAGCAAACAGCGUGAGCUGGUUGAGGUACAUUCUCUCAAUCGAUGUUCUGUUCAGGAAUCCAGUUCAGAGCAUGGUGCAUGGCCUCAGCAAGACAAUCACAAGGCUGAAUGUUGCACAGUACAAUUGCAUACCAGCCAACUCACAAGAGCAGAAUGCCACAUCUGCUGGAGAUGCACCUGGAGAUGGGCCUGCUGUAUCCACACUCUUUGCAAGUUCAGAGAAUCCAGACAUGGGUAGUAAGGUGCCCAACACAAGCUACCACCAGGAGAUGAUGCGGUUUCUUGAGGUCCAACUGGAUGCAGCACGACAGUUUGACAGUUCGAGACUAAGGCACGAAGGGCUGGAAAAUGAAAUUGAAAAGGGAGAGCGGCUCAUUGAGAGGCACAAGAAUUUGGACAUUCGCACAUUUUACAAGACUGCAGAGGUCAGGAAGGGUGUGGGAAAUAUAUGCUCUAACCUCAAGCGCAUGCUGUGCGAUUUUCCAGAUGCCCCUGAGAUCGACGAUUACGUUCCUGAUGACAUCGUCACCCAGGACCGUGUGCACCUGUACCUGAUGCUUGAGUUUGUUUUCAGCAAGCCGCAAGGAGAUGGAAGGAAUCCUGCCAGAAGGUCAGCAGUCCAAAAGUGGUUGCCAGUGUGGACAAACAUAAAGGAUGAUCAUGAGGAAUGGCUGGAACACCUGCACGUUGUUGAUGCAGAAGAUAUCAAAUUUCUGGACAAGUUCAACAGUAAGGGACGCUCGAGUGACGUCUUCAAAGCUGAGGUGCAGGGAGAGCUCAGGGCAGUAAAGAGAGCAAAGGGUGAUGUUGAAGGAAGCACUGACUUUCGUCUGUUUGAGGAGUUUGCAGGCUUUUUCAGGGAGAUCACGGUUCAAGCGAAGUUGGAAGAAGAGUUUGCCGUCAAGGUUUUGGCAACUACCAGGCGCGGCUGGGUCAUAAUGGAGCUCGCGGACAGUGACCUGGGCAGGUUCUGCAUGGGAAGCCAUGUCCUGUCAUGGUCCCAGAAACUAGGGAUUCUCAAGAAGGCAGCCAGGGCCUUGAGCCAUGUUCACUCAAAAAAGAUCAUUCAUUGCGACAUAAAGAUGAGUAACUAUCUGAUCUUUGGAACCGAUCCUUCCUCAUGUGCUGUGAAGAUUGCCGACUUUGGAUUCAGCGUGGAGGACAGCCUGACAAGGAGCAAGACCAUCAGGGCCCCUGGGGGCACCUUUCACUACAUGGCUCCUGAGGCGUACCGUGGUCAGGCACUCACCAUGUCCUCCGACGUCUACAGCUUUGGCGUCAUCAUGUUUGCAGUGGUGACAGGUGUGCGGCCAUUUCGCAUGGACCCAGGCGAACUGGCGAGGAGCACUGAGGAAUUCAGUGUGCUGUCCCAGAAGCUCAAUGAGAGGGAGCCCUGCACAGUGCAUAAUCGUGAUUGCCCCAAGGAAAUGCUGCGCAUAAUGCAGGGAUGCAUUCGCAAUGACGCUGCAGCAAGGCCAACUAUGGAGAAUGUCUUGCACCACUUGGACAUCCUCCCACAGGACUGGGAAUACAAUGAGGUGGAAAGUCCAGGCACGUUGCUGUUGACAGUGGGAUCAGCCGUCCAUGAAGGGCUGGAUAAAUCACCAGGGGCUAACACUCAGAUGGAAUUCACUGAGCUUGUUGCACGCAUCAUCGACACUGCUGGGCAGGAAGGUUCACGAAUCAAGUACAACAGAUGCAGUUUGUCUUUCUUGUUGCGUCAAAUCCAUGUGGUGCAUCAGAAGGUGAACACAGGAGACCUUACUUCAGAGGAUGGGGAAGAGCGCUGGGGGAAAGGACAGCUGGUAAAGACACUGAAGAAUGCACUGCGACUAUUGGAGCAGCACACCCAGCCUUUCGACUUGCAGACCUUUUACUCGACCCAAGAAGCAAAGUACCUUGUGGAGCUAAUCUGCAGUGAGCUAAGGGAAGUAUUCCGCUCCUCUCACAUCAGCUUCAAAGUCGCCAUUGACUACAUCGUUCCUGAAGAAGAUGUCCUGUCUGAUCAGCACCACUUGGACCUGCAGUUCCGUUACCUGCUUGGAGACUUGGCCUCUUGUAGGCUGGAUAGCCUGUCGACAUCCUGGCCAGAUAUCCAAAUGCAAGAUUGGAAGCUUGUGAAGGAACGGCUACUACAGCAGCUAAGUGCUGUCAAUGUGAUCGAAGAAGAAGAUCUUGACGUGGGAGAUAGGAUUGGCCAUGGUGGCUUUGGCUCUGUGCAUGUAGCUGAAUGGAAGGGCAGUUCUGUGGCUGUCAAGAGACUCAAGUGCAAGGAUAGUGACACAGGAUUGGAGGAGCGUGCACGAUUUCUUUCAGAGUCUGCAGUCCAUGCUUCGAUGGCUCAUCCAAACAUUACCCCUGUGCUGGCUGUGACCAACACCGGAUCCAUGGUCAUGGAGCUUGCCAAGACCGAUCUCCAGCAGUGGUGCCUUUCAAAGGUCACUCCGAGCCUUCCGCAGAAACUCAAUGCCCUCACACAGGCAGCCAAGGGGCUAGCACACUUGCACAGCCAGGAUGUCAUCCAUCGUGACGUGAAGUCCACAAACUUCCUGGUCUUCGAGGGUGAAGAUGGCCAUCCAGUAAUCAGGCUGUCAGACUUUGGCACGGCUGCUGGCCAGACAGACUGCUGGAGAGCCACCCAAACCAUCAGGCAGCAGCCUGGCACAGAGCUGUACUUUGCUGCGGAGCUCUACGAUGGAGGAAGGCACAGCUUCAAGAGUGAUGUCUACAGCUUUGGGAUGGUAAUGAGUGAGGUUGUGUCGAGCACAAAACCCUUCAGCGGCGAUAACCAGUAUGCAGUGAUGACAAAGAAAUUGAAGGGUGCGAUGCCUACCCUCGACUAUGGUAGUCUUCCAGAGUGGUUGGCACAGCUGAUAGCCAGGUGUCUUUCUCGAGACCCUGCCGUGAGGCCUUCCAUGGCCGAAGUGCUGAGCGAGCUGGAAUCUCAUUUGUAG
Molecule: messenger RNA, 3192 nt
Organism: Ostreobium quekettii
Lineage: Eukaryota; Viridiplantae; Chlorophyta; Ulvophyceae; Bryopsidales; Ostreobiaceae
Source: the annotation of a GenBank genome assembly